AAUGUCCUCCAACGAUUUACGGUCAGGCUUCAAGAAGCUGUUGGAUGGCGGUACAUGGGAGUUAAAGAAAAUUCUUAUUCCGAGCCUGGCAGAGAUACUGGGUACUUCGAUACUGGUGUUCACGGGAUGCAUGGGUUGUGUGAACUCUAUGGGAGUGGUGCCAUCCCACCUGCAGAUCGCGCUCACCUUCGGUCUGGCGGUGAUGAUCGUGAUCCAGAGCAUUGGACACAUCAGCGACGCUCACGUUAAUCCUGCGAUCACGGUCGGAGCGAUCAUCCUCGGGAAGAAAUCCAUCGCGGAUGGCUUGUGCUACCUUCUGGCUCAGAUACUCGGAGGGGUAAUGGGAUUCGGGAUGCUGAAGGUGGUCACACCAACGGUGCAUCUGAUGGCGGCAGGUCCCGACGGCGGGAAUAUGUUCUGCGUGAACAAUCUGCACAAUGAACUCUCGGUGAUGCAGGGCCUACUAUUGGAGGGUAUAGGCACAGGGAUACUGAUGCUGGUCGCGUGUGCAAUCUGGGACAAAAAGAACAAGGACAACAAGGACUCGAUUCCGAUAAAGUUCGGCUUUACUGUUGCCGCGUUGGCAACCGCGAUUGGCCCGUACACCGGAUGCAGCUUAAAUCCAGCCAGGUCGUUUGCCCCGGCUCUAUGGAACAAUGAAUGGUCCCAUCAUUGGAUCUAUUGGUUCGGACCGGUCGGUGGCGCUCUACUGUCAUCGUUCCUCUACAGAACCCUCUUCAUGGAGGAGCCGAAGAAGGAUGAAGAGACACCUGGUGAUGGGAAGAUCAACGAGAUCAUCCCGCUGAACACCGUUGACGCUGAGAAGUGACACAAAGGGCAUCGUUCCGAGGAGAAGCCGAGCCGAUCGGAGGCGACCCCGAGGUCGAUCGACGUUUUCCUCGAGAAUACUACGGGAGAUCAGGCGAUCGUUGAAGACCAAGCCUGCGCUUCCGAUGCCCGGAGAGGAUCCAAUAGUUCGACAAAUGGGGAUAAAUGUAUCGAACGGAGCUCGAAGGACCGUACCCCGAAACUAACGCGAUACACGAUCACCUCGGUCCGGUAUUCGUGUGUCGCCAGAGACUGACGCGUCGGUUUAUACCAUUCAGGAUAGCAACAACAGCAGCCCUGUGGAUCAUUGCGAUCCAAAAUCGUUGUGUUCGUUCAUUCCCUGAAAUCACAAGACUGUACUUAUUUACAAUCGCUCGUCUCGAUCAUCACCCUCGAACGAGGGCGUUUCUGUACUCUGACGCGACGGUUCUCGAUGUGGAUACAAAUAACAAGGAUUUUGGUACACUUACGGAAUCACUUGGCGAGCAUUUAUUGUGUACCUCUGUAUUUUCUAUUUGUUACGUGUUUCUGGACACUGUAAGUCUCGGAUUAGGACAACGAUUUCUUUCUUCGUUUCACUUGUGUGUGUAUUCAGCUAAUUUUAGAAAGACAUACACACCCCGGUUUAACGGUUCGGACAGUGAUCACUAAUCCGAGCAUUACUGUGUACAUAAAAAUGUUCUCAGCGUCGAUGAAAUCUUAGCAUGCUUUGAAGUAUAUUUUGGAGGGAUAAUAUUGUGAGAAUCCAUGAUCGAGAAUCGUUGCUGACGCGCAAUUUCAUUUUGUGAUCUAUACCAUCCGUAGAUCGUUGCAAGUCUCGUCUCAAUACUCUGUAACCGGCCGAGUGUCCCUGUGUCGUCCGAAAGCUGGGCAUAUCGCGCGUUCACUGUUUGUUACAUUAUAUAUGAAUUGUUAUGUUUUUAUAGAUCAAGUUAAUAACGAUUAUAUAAAGGACAUUCAAGACGAA
This is a messenger RNA of Dufourea novaeangliae, 1795 nucleotides long. RefSeq names its product aquaporin-like. Gene Ontology annotation, biological process: transmembrane transport. The record is from RefSeq and is a predicted model, not a curated record. The coding region runs from base 2 to 829 and encodes 275 amino acids. Gene Ontology annotation, cellular component: plasma membrane. Gene Ontology annotation, molecular function: water channel activity. NCBI's taxonomy places the organism in Eukaryota, Metazoa, Arthropoda, Insecta, Hymenoptera, Halictidae. The transcript has 5 exons.